Messenger RNA from Giardia duodenalis, 7626 nucleotides. RefSeq lists its product as uncharacterized. Lineage: Eukaryota; Fornicata; Diplomonadida; Hexamitidae. Bases 1 to 7626 code for a protein of 2541 amino acids. The transcript has a single exon. The record is from RefSeq and is a predicted model, not a curated record.
AUGUGCAUUGACUGCUACUUUCUCUCCCAGAGGCGUGCAACAGAUGACACGUGGAUCCCUCUAUACUCGCAAACGUGUCCAGUCCCCCUUUGUGCGUAUCGGAUCCCCAUCAUUUCGAGGGACCACCGAGAGUUUCUUGUCUUCCGAGCCCUAGUUCUCGCCUAUGCACAGCCUCCCUUUGUCCAGCCUGUCUAUGAUUUCUUUGUCUAUGGCAACGAGUUUAUAGUGAUAUGCAAGAAGCCGGAGAUGACGGUGAUUGACUUUGAGGUCUUAGAAUCGGGCCUCUACCAGGAGCUUCUGCAUAUCUGCAUCUACUCUGCGACAAUGGGCAUCUACGCGCUCCAUAAGCUCAAGAUCAUGGUUGGCUACUUCACCAUGCGGCACCUGCUAGUGAUGCCUGAAAAUAACAUCGCACUUUCUGCGCUGAGUCUCUUCCAAUACCACUGUACUACAUGCUACAAGCAGGACUACGACUUCCUUGUCCUUGUAGACAUGAUUCUGCGAUACUGUCUCCCGACGUCAUCCUACACUACAUACUCGAAAAGAUUGCCUCCUCUCUCUAAAAAGUCCUCCUGCAUGCUAGUCAAUGAACGGCGUUGCAAAGCAGUUCAAUUCGACUACGACGCUUACGCCCUUGGCCUCGAGGGGAUGAAAAACGAAUUCACAUCCGAGACGCUCUUCUCCUUCAUAAUCAACAUUCUGCAAACUAGGUACUGGCCAGCAAUCAUCAAUAGUCCAUACAUCGUCAUGUUUUCCAUCUUUCCCGGCCGGGAUACCGUCCACAAGCAAUUUCGGGUAUGCGAGUGCUCAAACACAAAGAGCUUGCAGGUAUACAAGGCUAUUGCUAAGCUGGAGGGCUACGGAUCUAGUGACCAGCUUAAUGUCUACUUUGGCAACGAGACUAGCUCUCCGGUUGCUCACGCCUCGGUUAGGGACACUCUCCCUCCCCAGUCAGUAGAUGACAUUGAUAGUGACACCGACUAUAAGGAGAGCUCCAAAACGGACACCACCACACGUAGCAGCACUGUAGUCGCUGACGACGAGUGCAAGGCAUCUGCAAAGUUGGAUGAUGGGUCCCUCAUCGACAUUCCACGAGCAGAACAGCAGGAGUCCCUCACCGCCCUGCAAAGCAAUAAUGUCAACACUAGACUUGAUGCAGCGGACCUUAAUCCUCUAAAACCUGCAAGCUACAUAAAUGAGAUGAUUCAACGCAUCCUAAAUAAGCUCGAGCGCACUCAGAUAUUUGAUCCUGAGUCCCUCCUGAACGCCCUGCACACAAUAUCCGCGCAGAAUAUCUUGAAACUGGAAAAGAUAAGCAGUGUUUUCAAGGAGAGCAAAGAGAAUAUAGAGCAACUGGCAACAGUGCUCCCCACUCCCGCCUUGCUCUCCAUAGACAGGCCAACAACGUUUAUGUCUAUCAAAAUCAAUCAGGGACCUGAAAUAGAGCUGGGAUAUGGGGUGGUUACCCAGCUUAUCAAAGGCAAGACCCGGCAGAUUUCCAAAAGCACAUCAAUGAGUGAAAACGAAGUCAUCAGGGCUAUAACCUUCGUCUCCGACAACAGCUUGGCCCUUCAGUCUGGUAAGGAACGGCUAGUUUCUGUUCCAGAAGAAAUGUUGAUCAUCCAUACUGGAUUUCAUAUCUGCAUAGAGAACGGCCACAAGAUCCGCAAGAGGGACACGCUUAGAUAUCACAUCGAGAACGUUGCCUACGCUGCUCCCGAAGCGGAGACGCGUCUUGAAAAGAUCAUCUGCACAAAGGAGAAGCAUAAGCGGCACCGAAAUGACACAACUCGCAUGGGGACUUCCAUGACCAUGCAGUCAGAUCGUUCAGAAGUCAUAGUAGUGGAGUCAGCGUAUGAUCUGUUUUAUGAAUCAUUCACCACAAAGAAAAAGAUACAAGCCACCUACGAACCCACUGAGAAGCUUGUUCUAGCUCUUCAGAAGAACGCGCGAGCCAUGACAGAAGAGCAAAAGAUUGAGCUCAUAAUGCUUCUUCGGCUCUUUGGAAUCAAUCUGCAAAUGCAUUUCUAUCUUCGACGAGGUGUGGAGUUUCCGCAUAACGCAAUCCCUGUCGUGAUACCAUUUAAUUUCGAGGAUUUGACGGUUCAUCCAGCGGUUUCUAACGUUGCAUAUCUCAUUGGCAGAAUAGGCUUCGAGCGUUGGAUAACUUUCCUUGAAGCAUUUCAGACCUGCAUCAGAGAUGGAACACUUAUGCCAGCGAUAAGCCUCUACUGGAGCUUCUUUUACUUUUCACUGUUUAGCCUGACAAACAACGUAAUUACUGCAAUGAGUCUCCUGAAGUUCCGAGAUUCCAUUCUCUUCGACGGUAUCAUGGACGAGCCACCUGCAGAUUUACUUAAGAAGAAAGACGACCUGCUUAGGAAACGCAUGGAGGCUAUUCCGACGAGUUCGUCGACCAUUUAUCCCCAGGGAGCCGUAAUGACAAGCCAGAAGUCCCACACUUUCAGUGAGACUGUGACGAAGGAAAUACGUUAUAACGGAAUAGAUCCUCUGCUCUAUAGCGAAAACAUCUUUAUAACUCACUUUCUUCUUCCGCAAACAGAGAUCUCCUUUGACCGUUGUGUGAAUCUCCUGAGCAAGAUAGUUUCCAUCUUCUUCAUGUAUGUUCAUCAGAACCCUGAGAUGGUCUCUGCGCUGAGUAACCUGAAUGGCAAUCUGGGGGAGAGCAUCCUCUUCAGGAGCAACGACCAGGAUGUUCUGAAGUGCCUUCGAGCGCUGAUGCGAUACUUGGGAACGUAUGCCUUUGAAGUGGUUCAACCAACCCCCGCGUCAACAGACUCUCUCGAUGUCCAGAAGCCCUUUGAGAUGGGCACGUUGCAGGCCACGCUCCCUAGCUCCACCACAAUGACAGUUCACUGUCAGACUCCAGCAAUGAUCUCUGUUCUCUCGGCCUUUAUUUCGUUUGUGGAUGCCAGCAUCUGUACCGUGUAUGCCACUGCACGGAUAAAGAACCUACGCAUUCCAUCGAUGAAGUUUCCACACGUGUUUAAUUUCCGCAGCGUGUUAGAUCCAACGUACCUCAACACUGCAGAAGAGGCAUACUCCCAGGCAUCUGUUUAUAUGGUAUGUCUGAGCAUCAACAUGCUCCUCCUCAACACGGCUUCGCAGUCCAGCACCCUGGAGUACGGCGUUCUUCUGUUGUCCUUUACUACCGUUAGAAACAUCUUCUCUCCAGAGGCGAUGCUUUUCCUGACGACGAAAAUGGCUAACCCAAUCCCCUUUUACAACUACGUCCCGCUGUACACUGACUUUGUUGAGCUUCAGACCCUGAUCAAUUCUUAUCAGGCUGCAAUCUUUGCAAACGACGAAAACAACGGCGAAGCUGAUUAUUCUCAGAUGGCGUAUGGCGGCGUAGACAUCAAGCGGGAAUAUAAGCAACGCAUGAUAACUCUCUUUAUGCAAUUCCAAAAGCCCUAUUGUAACUGCUACCCGUCAAUAGAGCUCUGCUCUAACUGUGUGGCUGAAAACGAGUUCCUCCGAUUAGAGUGUCAGAGCAGCAUAUCGUUCUUUUCGGACGACUUUUCCUUUACCUUCAUGGUCCGCCUUUUCUACGAGGCUUACUUGUCUCUCUAUAAGCGCCUGAUUCCCUUUUUGAUAACGACAAAGGAUAGGGAUGUUCUCUAUGUUAUGCGCACCAUUAUGGUGGAGAGUAGAAUCAACCCCGCAAGGUUCAUUUCCUUGCUGGAUUCUCCGUCAGAACUUCCUCGGACAGAUGAUGGAGAAGUAGCCGGAAAGGACACAGGCCUAUUAUUCGGACUCUCUGGUGUUUUGGGCCACAUCACAUCUAACUCUGUUGACACGUCCAUCGAGGUAGAAGUGAAAAAGUACUAUCAAGCACAUACACAAUACAAUGCUGCUAGCCCCAGAAAGGACGCCUCUGUUGCUGUCCACGGACGCUCCAUUAUUGGAAACAAAGCACCGAUGCUCCCCGGCAUUGGACGCCCCGCUGGCGUAGGGACUAUUUCUCAAAUCAAAGGGCCUGACCGUGCAGACGAGCAGAUUUCUGUUGACAAAGUGUCACAGAAUGACACGUACCUUACAAUCCUCAUUCGCUGUCUGCUACGAUAUUACACCAAUAUAAACCUUUUCCAGCCGACCAUGGUUCACGCUCUCAUCAGCUUAAUCACUCCGGAGACUUACGACCGAUUGCAACAGACAAAGAUUUUCCACCCAGAGAUCCUCAUAUACGUAGCAUUUAGCAUUAUGCUUCGUGCAAGCAAGCAGGCACUUGCAGAGAGAGACAGCGAGAAAAUAGAUAAGGCUGAUUUCGGGCUACUAACUAUAAAGUCUAAGAAGGACGCGCAACAAGUGGAUGGCCAUUCCGAUGACUCCGUUAAUUUUGUUAUUGGGGUCAAGGACGAAGACGAAGACAUAGAGAACAAUCUGGUAGACACCGUGCUUUACCUAGACGCUAAGGAGGAGGCUAAUUCUCUCACCAUUGUUUCUACCUGUAUGCAGCUGCUCAAUGUCCUUUUAGGGAUCUAUCUGGCCUUGGUGAAGAACAAGAUAUCUCUUCUUAUAGAUAGCCAGGGCUAUAAGCUCAAUCAGCAGAAAGAUCUGUUCUCCACAAAGCCUCCCAAUGAAAUACUUACCGUACUGUUCGAUAGGGUGAUGUCUCCUGACAUUCUCUGUUCUACCCUCCCUGGCCACAUGCUUGAGAGCAUUGAGAUACUAGCAGGGGCCCACUCUUUUUCCAUCUACAACGCUGCUUGGGGAACCAUACCCAUGUCUCGUAAUAACGUGGGAACCAUUGAUUACUUGCUCCACUUUCUCGAGCUUCUCAUGAAACUAUAUCAAACAGAGUACGAUGCCUUGAGCCUGAUUAAUAGCAUCCAAUGUGAACAUUUCAAUAUCACGAAGUUUGCAAUUGAUGACCUUGAGAGGAAGAAGCUGUUUCAGCGGCACCAGUACCAAACCCAGCCCACUCAAAGCCAAAUAUUGACGAUGUCGCAGUCUCUAACCACCACAGGAGAGUCUCUGGCCAACUCCCAAAAUACCGCUGCAAUUAGCAACAUCAAAGACAAGGAAAAAAAGGAGCCGUCCGUUAAGCAACUUCCGUCGGAACCCCACGAAGCCUCUUUGUUGUCCCAAAUAUCUGUAGACAAGAUUUUCACUGAACCUAUCUCAGAAGGCCAUGAGCAUAUUACAACGAAGAGUUGUCUAGUAUUUGAGGAGACAGAGGCAGUCUCUGAUUUCAUUGAAUCGACGAGCCAAACGAUAAAGGAGUCCACGUCACAGCCAGCAAGCGUUACUCUACUCAACAAAGAAUUUCGCUCAGUCACCAAUUUAUGUGGAGCUAAGCUAAUAGACAGCUAUGAAUACGAAGCAGCAAACACCUUGCUCCACGAAGGUGCGACCUCUGGAUCUUUCUUUCGUACCACCAAAAGUGAAACUGCGCUCCAAGUGGCCGACUCUGCAGCACCACACGCUUCUCCUUCCAACGCACGCAUCAACCUUCAAUUAGAUAAAUUAGGAAAGGACAACAGUACACCGAGCGACGCCCUUUCUUGCCAGUUAGUCCCUUUGGAAACUUUUCUGGAGAAGGGUCUAGUUAUUAUUCUUCAUGCAACAAGCACAACUGCUCAUUAUGCAUUUGGUGUCGACGGCAUCCUUUCCCUUGUUUCUCUCCUACGCCACAUCCGAAUUCCUCAGUUUAUGAAGGUCCUCUACAGAAUCCUCGAUCCGAAGUAUGUUAAGUUUGUUUGGAGGCUGCGAGGAAUAGACUUUGCUACUCAGAUGUUUGUGUGGGCCCUUACCGCGCUUAGGGAAUGCUGCAGACCCACCAUGAAGAUAACGAGGGGUGACCUCAACAUACAAACACCACGCGACAUCCCUUAUCCAUCCUUCCUACAAAUAAAGGACUCUGUCAUCUACGGAUCGAUAGAGCUAAAGUCAGAAGCACGAGAAGUCAGCCUCAUGCUGCUUGCUGAAAUGUCCUUGUGUACGGACUUUUGGAAAGAGGUAGUCAAUGUUAACUUCCUUCAGAUAGUUGACCGCAUUUGUGGUAACUGUCUUUAUUUCUACGACUAUUUCAACGAAAAGUUGACGGCGCAGAAGGAGGAAAUCUCAGUGUUGACCGACGAAGAAUUCUCCCGUGGCCUCAAGCUCAGUGAGCUAACAGACAUUUCCACCCUGCUCUGGAACGCCUUGCAACGUGGAUCCAUAAACCCGGAAAUGGUCCCCUUACUCCGUGUCUAUAAGCAAAUGCUUGCACACAGAGAUAAUGUGACCACCGAGUACGGAGACAGCAUUUCACGAAUACUGAUCCGCUCCCUGUACCCUCUGAAGCCUCUGUGUAAGAAUUACGGGUACAAAAUCAUUACAGAACUAGGCAAUCUUCUUGGAGAGUGCUUGAUUAUCGAUUCCUCCGAGUUGCGCAUGCUGAUCAUCGAUGUCCUUUACGCUGGGAUUGCAGGAAUCUAUCUGAAGGUCAAGGACCACUUGCACACGCGACUAGACGAGGAGCUCGGAGAGGGUGCCCAGGAGAUGCCACCGCCCGAGGAGGGGCCGGUUGAUUCCACGUCUCUCUAUCUUUCGCGGAUUACUGGCAACGUUCAGAAAGAUCUAAGUAGAAUGAUCAGCGGCGACUAUACCCAUAACCUGCCGGAUAUCUUUACAAGCACCGAGUCUGUCAUGUUUGACAUAGGCAGUUCCGUCAAUCAAUCUGCCUCAUUCACAACCCCUAUCGGCUCGAGCUUAGCAGCGUCUGGCGCAAUGGGGAUGUCUGUUUCUCUUAUGGGAAGUCUUAACCCGGCUACAUCCAGCUUUGGACGCCCAGGCAUGAUUCGGGGGUCACAGCUCAGUGCCACCAUGCGCGGCUCCGCUGCUGCACAGGAGCGUCCUCGUGUGCUGCGAGGACCUACCAUAGGCAGCGGAGCACCGGUGGCACUAGCGCCGGUGCCAUCUGCACCAUCCAUUGCAGAGCUGAUCAUAGCUCCUUCUUCAGACAACUUGGCCAAAUCAUUGUCAUCCGCAGGGUCUCACGAAGCCACUGAAGCCAUGGCGAAGCAGGACCAGCUACUUCCCCAGCCGCCAGUCCUUAAUCUCCCCCCAGUUUCCCUGCCCAAGAAGGAGAAGGAGCGAGGAAGAAAUAAGGGAAAGAAGGAACAAAAAGAGACCCAGGACCAGAAGACAGCUGAAAGCAUAGAGGAGGAAAUCAUGCAGGAUGCACACAGAGGGCUUAUCAUGACGGAAGACCUAUCUCAGAUGAUUGCGGCCAUAGAAAAGUCACUCAACGGGUUCCUAGCCAAUUUCACACACAUUAUGCGCCUAUCCGACACUGCAGCUCUUGCUGCAACAUGCAAUACUCUAAACUUUAUGUACCUGCUUCAUUUGGAUAUACUAAUGUUUACGAAAUACAAUCUGCCCGUUCUGUUGAUAGAGUGCAUGAGAACAAAACCCCUAGAGAUCAAGAAGAUCAUCAUUGACCUUCUCCGGCGCCUGUUCCUCAAUAAUGAGGUCCGAAAGGUCUUUGCAGAUAUUAACAGCGUCAAGUACCUGCGGCAAGCCAUCAAUAUGCACAGCGACAUAGAGUUCCGAAAUGCUGUGUCCGAUGUGAUUACCAUGAUUAAGGGAAAGGCAGAGUCGAGUAAGAAAGGUGACUAA